Molecule: messenger RNA, 1194 nt
Organism: Phyllopteryx taeniolatus (common seadragon)
Lineage: Eukaryota; Metazoa; Chordata; Actinopteri; Syngnathiformes; Syngnathidae
Product: dead end protein 1-like
Exons: 6
Coding region: 1-1191 (396 amino acids)
Biological process (GO): mRNA stabilization; negative regulation of miRNA-mediated gene silencing
Cellular component (GO): nucleus; cytoplasm
Molecular function (GO): mRNA binding
Source: RefSeq, a predicted model, not a curated record
AUGGCGAAGUUCGCCGCACUUUCGGGCUGGAGGCGGCGCAGCACCUCGCAGGCCUCAGGCGUCAGGCGCCACGAUGGAACGCACAUAUUGCCAGUGGAGCGCAAAGUGCCAACCACGGAGCGUCUGCGGGCGCUCGAAACUUGGCUCGCAAACACCAAUACGAAGGUCACUCACGCUAAUGGCCAGCGGAAGUACGGAGGACCGCCUGAGGUGUGGGACGGCCCGGCCCCCGGAUCCAAACGUGAGGUUUUCAUCAAGCACGUCCCACGGGACUUCUACGAGGACCUGCCGAUUCCCCUUUUCAGCUCCGUGGGGCCGCUGUGGGAGUUCCGACUGAUGAUGAACUUCAGCGGGCAAAACCGGGGAUUGGCCUACGCCAAAUACGGCUCGGCGGAUAUCGCCGCGAAUGCGAUACGCCAGCUCCACGCUCUCAUGCUCGAGCGUAUAAUUGUCUGCCGCAGCAUCGAGAAGAGGCGCCUGCGCAUCUCAUAUUUGCCAGCCUCUUUCUACCUUUUGUCCAACCGCCAGGCGCUCUGUGGAAUAGUCGAUGGGAUCGAGAGCCUUUCCGUGAUGUCCGGACACGGAGCGGAGAGCGGAACGGCGGUAGUUGUCUUCGCGUCUCACCAUGCCGCCUCCGUGGCAAAGAAGGUCCUGGUGGAAGAAUUUCGGAGGCGGUUUGGCUUGAGCAUCUCGGUCUUGUGGCUGUCCCAAGUCGGCACGCCCUCAGAUAUGUCGCAGCAUCCCGACGGCUUCCCGGCUUGGACCCCGAACCUCCCGCGCCACGCGGCGAACCCCUCGCAGGCGGCCGCCCGGCCGUCUUCUCGUCUGCGACGCUCACCGCUCCUUCCCGAGGAAUUCGCCGGCGCUGCGGGAAGACCCGGUCACCCCGAGUCACGCUCCCGUCGGCAAGCGCCCGCAGCAUUGUCACCGUCUCCGCUGAUGUUCCUUCAGGAGAUUUGCACUGCGCUUGGAAUUGGUUAUCCGCAAUUUGAGUUCUUCUGCAGCCACGCCAGACCCGACGGAUUCCUCACCUUUACCUACAGGGUGAAUAUCCCCGGGGCGGGUGUCUUCCCAGGGCUCCUGAUAAUCUUGCCCGCGCCCGCUUUCGCUAGCACGCUGGAGGUAGUUCGAGAGGCUGCGGCUCAUCGGGUCCUGCAGUAUAUGGAGGCUAUGAACCUCUUCCGCCGGUGAAUC